Messenger RNA from Balaenoptera ricei (Rice's whale), 2736 nucleotides. RefSeq names its product peptidylprolyl isomerase like 6 (gene PPIL6). The record is from RefSeq and is a predicted model, not a curated record. Gene Ontology annotation, biological process: protein peptidyl-prolyl isomerization. Gene Ontology annotation, molecular function: peptidyl-prolyl cis-trans isomerase activity. The transcript has 8 exons. NCBI's taxonomy places the organism in Eukaryota, Metazoa, Chordata, Mammalia, Artiodactyla, Balaenopteridae. Bases 1663 to 2652 code for a protein of 329 amino acids.
AAGGCCACCUCCUUUACCAUGUGUUAGCAGGCGGCGGGGUGGGGAAGGGAGGUGUAAGAGGUCAGAGGUCAGGCUCACCAUGUAGGGGUAGCCAUUGAGGGUGAAGACGUGCUGGGUGAAUUCCUGGAUUGGGUGUUUGGAGAAGACACAGAGACCACUGCCAAUGAUGCCGCUGAAAAGCCAAGUCCUAGUCAAGAGCCGCAAAAGCAGGGAGAGAAAUACCCAGCCCCUUUCCCCUCCCCCAUCUCCCAGCUCUUAUCAGCUACUUUUUUCUUCCUCUGCUGCUGGUACCACCCCAGAUCGAAGCUCAACGCGACGGCUUCUACGUGGGCUGACAGGAUGGCCUGAUGAUAAAUUUGAUGACCUGAAGAGCUAGAUCUUCCUCAUUCCACCUUCGUCCGCUCCCACACCCAGAAGAGAGGACGCCGGGGAAGAGGGAGGCGGGCGCAGGAAGCACGGGGAAGGGCUGGCAGGGCCAAGGGCCUCCAGCUCCGAGACCAGGCUUCUGGGCCAGUGGGCUUCUCACCUCCUGAAGUAGUGCGCUGCUGGGUAGGCGGGCAGCAGCUUCUGCCUCAGGUACUGGAAGUCCUGCUCGCUCCACACCUGAGGGGAGGGGUGAUGAUACCUGCCGGCCCUUCCCCCAGGGCGGGAGCCCCCGCCCGCGCCCCAGCCGCCCCCACUCCCGCCGGGCCUCCACACCAGGUCCGCGCGGCCCCACCUCCUCCAGGAGAGCUAGGUCGAAGCUCUCCCUGUUCAGAAAGUCUCCCAGGCGCUUCACGCGGUCGGCCCGGUGCUUGCUCAGGUAGGGAAUGCCCCUGAGGACGAAAAGCGCAGGGGAGGUGACGGCUGGGGCGCUCGGGCAGCAACGGCCAGGUGCGGGCCCCGGAGGGAGGGGUUGCCCCGCACCCCGCACCCCGAGGGGUAGGGCAGGGGAGCGCCGUGGCCCGGCUGUGAGGAAGGCCUCCUGCCUCUGGCGAGCGAGGCGGCGGCCCCAGACCCGGGUCGGCGGGCGCACUCACCAGCAGUUGAGGUUAAAGACCCUCAGUCGCAGGGAGAAGUUGGGCUUCAUGGCGGGGACGCUCGGCGGCGCGGGACGGCUCGGCUUCCGCAGCGACGGCCGCGUUGGGGACAGCGGCGGGCGGGCGGCCUUCCCCGCGGGGCACCGCGCACAGGUGGUCGCCCUGCUUCCGCUCUCCCGGGAAGGCCGCGGCCCCGAAGUGCACGCGCCCGGGGACUGACUCCCGCGCUACCCGGGCAACCGGCCGGCUGGCCCCAAUCUGGCUGCGCGGCAACCCGGAAAGGCGAUCUGCGGUGAAAUCAGGCGCUGACGGGCGGCGACUACCGCGCUGGAGGACCCUGGGCUUGGGGGUCCCAGAGGAGGUCGGGGGGGGGCGGGGGCGGCGGCGAACCACGCUGAAGCACGCGAGGCGUGGGGUCCCCGUUCCUUUUCUCCGAAGCUCGUCGCUGGUGGCGGCCGCCCACGCGUCCUCUCCAGCCUCUCGGCCGCCUCCACAGCAACAGGCACAAAGUUGAGGAAAGGCCCGGCCUUCGCCGACCGCCCCGCCCCCGGCCCACUCCUUCCGGCGAGCGGCGGGGGCGGGGCCGCGCGGUUGCCCUGGCGACGCGCUGUGUUUGUGACCCGCGGAGUCCCCGCGCGCAGCCAUGGCGAGCAGCUCGCAGACGCCGCCCGAGCAGCCGCUGCAGGUGAAAGUGGUGGGGCUAUUCAAAAGCUCCAGCUUUCAAAUUGCGAAGAGCGCCGCUGAGGUAACCGCGAAGAAACCACAAGGGCGGAAGGCCCGUCCCGCUUCCGGUCGUGCGCCUCCUGGUGGCGGGGGUCGAGGUUCAGGGAGGAGUCUGAAGAGUAAUUAUCCAUCCAAAUUUGAAGACCCUAUAAUAGUUCCUGUUCAAGAAUUUGCAUGGGAUCAAUAUCUACAGGAGAAAAAAAGGGAACUUAAGAAUGAAAUCUGGGAAUAUUCUUCCUAUGUGAUGUGUUUUAUUAACGAUCAGCUCCUGGGUGAUGCACUUGAUCUUCAGAAAUGGGCCCACAAAGUGUGGGAUAUAGUUGAUUUUAAGCCUCCUGCACUUUAUGAAGCACUUACUAUGGAUUAUUCUGCCAAAUUCUUAAGAGACACGAAGCAUAAUUUUGUGUUCUUGGACAUUUCUCUUGAUUUUUAUCCAAUUGGAAGAUUGAUUUUUGAGCUAUAUUGUGAUACAUGUCCCAAAACAUGUAAAAAUUUUCAGAUCCUGUGCACAGGAAAAGCAGGUUUUUCCCAAAGUGGCAUCAGGCUACAUUACACAGGUUCCAUUUUUCAUCGAGUGGUACGGAAUGGUUGGAUACAAGGAGGAGAUAUAGUUGCUGGAAGAGGAGAUGGUGGAGAGUCAAUUUAUGGACCAACAUUUGAAGAUGAAAACUUCUCAAUUCCUCAUAAUAAAAGGGGAGUUCUUGGAAUGGUCAACAAAGGCCGUCACAGCAAUGGGUCACAAUUCUACAUCACACUACAAGCAGCUCCCUAUCUAGACAGAAAAUAUGUGGCUUUUGGGCAAUUGAUUGAAGGAACAGAUGUUCUUCAUCAACUAGAAUUGGUUCCAACAGAGAAUGAAAGACCAAUACAACAAUGUGUAAUUAUUGACAGUGGAGAGCUUUAUGCCUAACCUUCGUAUCAGUAUUUUCUGACAAUUUUUUAUUGUACAUCUGAUCAGCUGUUUCUAGAUUUAAUUAAACAGUGCUUGUUAAAA